AAUAGCGGAGCAGAGUUUUCAGAGGCUUUCAAUCACAGGGGGAGAAAGCGAGGAGAGGCUCUGCGGAGAGAUGUAAGAUGGCAGAGCUACAAAUGUUGUUAGAGGAAGAGAUUCCUGCCGGCAAAAGGGCGCUCGUAGAGAGUUACCAGAACCUCACCAGAGUCGCAGACUAUUGCGAGAACAAUUAUGUUCAGGCCCAGGACAAGAGGAAAGCUCUGGAGGAGACCAAAGCCUACACCACCCAGUCCCUGGCCAGCGUGGCCUACCAGAUCAAUGCCUUAGCCAACAAUGUGCUGCAGCUGCUGGACAUCCAGGCCUCGCAGCUGCGGCGCAUGGAGUCUUCAAUCAACCACAUCUCCCAGACUGUGGACAUCCAUAAAGAGAAGGUGGCCAGGCGGGAGAUCGGGAUCUUGACCACAAACAAGAACACGGCAAGGACCCAUAAGAUCAUAGCACCUGCUAAUAUGGAACGGCCGGUCAGGUACAUCAGGAAGCCAAUUGACUACACCGUUCUGGAUGAUGUGGGUCACGGUGUCAAGUGGCUAAAAGCCAAGCAACAUGGCAACAAUCAGUCUGUCCGAGGUGGAACGCUAUCAAGGACCAAUCCACCAACGCAGAAGCCGCCAAGCCCUCCCAUGUCAGGGCGUGGCACUCUUGGGCGCAACACACCCUAUAAAACCCUGGAGCCUGUUAAACCACCCACGGUGCCCAAUGACUAUAUGACCAGCCCUGCCCGGCUGGGCAGUCACCACGGUCAACAACACAGCCCUGGGCGCACUGCAUCCCUCAACCAGAGGCAACGCACUCACAGCGGAAGCAGCGGGGGUAGCAGUAGCAGGGAGAACAGUGGCAGCAGUGGUAUUGGCAUUCCCAUUGCCGUGCCUACUCCCUCCAUACCUAACUCUGGACCAGCAGUGGCCCCCGGGCCUGGUCUGGGCCCCGUUCCCAUGUCCCAGUUCGGAACCAUCUCGCGGCAGAUCUCGCGGCACAACUCCUCCAACUCCUCUGUCUCUAUGGUCUCAGCUACGGGCACCUACCGUCGGGCGCCUUCGGUAACUUCCCAGUUUUCCUUGCAGCAGCAGCAACAGCAGCUACAACAACAACAACAGCAACAGCAGCAGCAGCAGCAGCCUCAUAUUAAUGGAGGCACACCUGGCUACGGCCAGAACUCAAUGUCUAUCGCGCCUCCUCCUCCCCCCAUGCCCCAGCUGACUCCACAGAUACCUCUGACUGGCUUUGUGGCCAGAAUGCAGGAGAGCAUUGCAGAUACCCCUACUCCACCUCCCCCUCCACCUCCGGAUGACAUGCCCAUGUUUGAUGACUCUCCGCCGCCGCCGCCGCCCCCUCCGGUCGACUACGAGGAGGAGGACGCUGCUGUCGUGCACUACAACGACCCCUAUGCUGAUGGAGACCCCAACUGGGCACCCAAGAAUUACGUUGAAAAAGUGGUGGCCAUCUACGACUACGCCAAGGACAAGGACGACGAGUUGAGUUUCAUGGAGGGGGCUAUCAUCUACAUUAUCAAGAAGAACGAUGACGGUUGGUUCGAGGGCGUGUGCAACGGAGUAACCGGCCUGUUCCCUGGUAACUAUGUGGAGUCCAUCAUGCACUAUGCCGACUGAGGGGACCUUACACUACCAGAGUCUAUUUAUUCAGUAAUGUCCUCAGAGAGACUGACCGAAUAACAGCAAAUCCGACUCUCAAGAUGUGUAAACAUACAAUUUUUUUUUUGAUAUGACAGAAUGUUCUUUCCCUUACUGAUUGCAAAUAAAUGGAAAAAAAAAUAUCUAUUUAGUUUUAUUUUGGUGUUAUAUGGGUGGGUGGGAGACAUUUAGAGUAUGUAAAGAGUUAAGUUUCCAAAGGACUGAACUGCCCACUUGCUUAGAGGGCUUAUUGUGUUGGUAUGUUUCCAAAGACCCAGUCAACACAAGCUGAAGGAUAUACAAAAGAACAUUGUUGCCUGCGAUACAAAUCAUGACAGAAAACCCCUCCGAUCCAAUGUCACACAGCCAAUUCAGCGAGUGUUGGGCUUCACAGAUUAAGUAAAAUCCCAAUGACCUACACGUAGGCAUCAUGAAUGUGCUACAAAUGCACCGUCAGUGAAACUGUUAAUACUGUUAAUUGUACAUAAUGUGAACUGCUGCCAACCGGGGUUCUGUACUGUAAAGUCAGUGAAUGCAGAUGAUAUAAUUGUAUCUAAGCGGUGUGCCUACCACACGUGGACAUACCCAGUUAAGGAUUGUUCCACUCUAAUCAGUGUUUAAAUCCAAUUUUUGCUCUUUUCUCUUUACUCAGUAAGGCCCGUCUGUCCUGCAAAUAAGUGCCGAUAGCUUGUCAAUUUAUCUUUUUUUUUUUUUUUUUUGAUGACGGGUUACUCCUGAAAAUCAGUCCCGGGAAUACAGCAUGCAAAAUUCUAAAAGAUAUCUUGUAAUCUUAAAUUUAGUACCAUUAAGCUGUAUGUUGUAAUUGUGUACACCUUUUUUUUAUUUUGUUGGAAUCACUGAAUUGUUAAGACUGAUUUCAUCUGUAGAUUUUCCCUUGGUCUCUCUUUUUUCAAUGCUAAUUUGCAUUCAACCAUUUGAGAUCAAAUCGAAAGGGAGUUUAUGCAUGUAGUUAGUCUUAAAUAAAGCAAACCUCUCAAUUUAGUUCUCAAUUUCAAAGUCUUCAAACACGAGAACACAUUCCAAAUUUGACAAUUAAUACCUUCAUAUAAUUAGCCAUCAUCUGAUCACCUUUUUUACUAAUCCAAACAAAAUCUGUAGCUAUUUAAAAUCUGUAGGUAGCCAUCGGUAACUGUCAGAAACGGACCAUGGUCCUGAUGAGAGUAGGUUAACUCAUGCUGUGUUGAUAGACUGGGACUGUCAUACCCUCACACUGCCAUUUUAUAAUUUAGAUGACUAAGACCAAUUACCUUCAAAUUUCCUGUACCUCUUCAGUACUUGCCAAGCAACAAUGAACAAUACUCUGAUUUUUACAAGCAUCGUCAUCUUUAACCUACGGAGGGUUACAUCUCAUAACUCAGGUCUAGAAAUCAUCCUGAUGCCAAGUUAUUUUCAUUGCUUUUCUGACCAUAUACAGAUCAGGUUUUUUUUGUUUGU
Messenger RNA from Lampris incognitus (smalleye Pacific opah), 3098 nucleotides. It is a transcript of the gene abi1a, whose product is annotated as abl-interactor 1a. NCBI's taxonomy places the organism in Eukaryota, Metazoa, Chordata, Actinopteri, Lampriformes, Lampridae. Gene Ontology annotation, cellular component: intracellular anatomical structure; lamellipodium. Gene Ontology annotation, molecular function: SH3 domain binding. The record is from RefSeq and is a predicted model, not a curated record. Bases 78 to 1622 code for a protein of 514 amino acids. The transcript is spliced from 11 exons.